GGGAUUUUGGCUACUCUUAGUGCAAUCAUUUCUGUAAAAUGCUAGCACAGACUUGUGUGACUUUUAUGAGAAGGGAGAAAAAUUUUACAUGGUUUUAAACAUUAAAUUAAACAUCUGAUUUAAUUUAACCCUCCCGCUUUCCCAGAAACAAUACCUUAGAGAACCAACUGAUGAAUUUGUAGCUGCAAGACUACAGUCUAAUUUUUGCAAAAUUUCACAAAAUAGCCUGUUCUAGAACAUCAUUAUGCUUUUUUUAAUUUAAAUCGUUCCACUAUAACUCUGGCUCCAUGAUUGCAGUAAAUCAUGAAGAUGAGCUAAAGCGUGGGGUAUUGCUCUAUGACCUGACUGUUUUGGACUUCCUUACAUGUGUUUGCUUUGCUGUUUGUUCAGACCUCUGAAGUUUUCACAGAACUCCUGGAUUUAUAUUGGAAUUACAUCUGACACCAGCAGAAUAAGAUCAUCAACUCUUUGAGAUCUAUGGAUAAGCUCGUUGGAAACAACACGACUACGGAGAACAGCUCCUUGAACAAGUGGACGCUCAAUGAACCAGGCUUGUUCCACCAUCGGGACCCCAGCGAACUCCGGGUCUUGGUGCCAGCCAUCCUGGGAGUCAUCUGUGUUUUAGGUGUGGCUUGUAAUCUCACCGCAAUGGUCAUCCUGUUCUCGAACGCCCACAGGGGCAAACUGUCCCUCAUCAACUCGCUCAUCUUCAACCUGAUGUUCGCCGACGGGCUGGUGCUGAUGUUCACCGUCCCUUUCAGGGCUGUCUCUUACUCCAGGGCGAGCUGGAGCCUGGGGUGGGUGGUGUGCAAGACGGCCGACUGGUUCCUCCAGUCCUGCAUGGUGGCGAAGAGCCUCACCGUGGCUUUCAUGGCGAAGGCUUGCAGCCGAUACGUGUCAAACCCCACCAGGCAGGUGAGCAUCCACCUGGGCUCCAUCCUGGUGGUGCUCUUCUUCAUCUGGUUGUCUGCCUGCUCCGUCACCAUUCCACUGUGGUUGUUUGCGAAGCUGCAGAGAGAGGUCCGUGGGCUCGUGUGUGUGCUGAUGUUUCCUCCUGAAGCUAAGGAGUUCAUGUCUGUGUACGUCAAAGCGUACCCCUUAGGGGUCUACUGUGCACCGCUCAGCUUUGCCCUGAUGUACUUCUGGAAGGCUUACGGACACUGCCAACGUCGCUCCAGUAAGUCUCAGAACCUGCGCACGCAGAUCCGUUCCAGGAGGCUCACCCUGAUGCUUUUCAGCCUGACCCUGGCUAUGGCUAUCCUGUGGCUUCCUCAGUGGGUGGUAUGGCUUUGGGAGAGGCAUCUUGCAGAGAAGGAAACUGAAGGAGUUCAGCCACUGACUUCCUCUCCUCCCCUUUUCCUCGCCCUCUCUGCUCAGCUGCUCACCUUCUCUCUGUCUUUGGUGAACCCUCUGAUUGUCCUCUUCCUCUCAGAGGAAUUCAGAGAGAGUUACCGGGGGCUGUGGAGGCGCCUCACCCUGCGUAAGCAGCCUCCACCUAAGCCAAAGCCCGGACCCCACAACCCUACCUCUCUCCAGUCCCCUUGCCCCAGACCGGAGACUUCAGGACAGCUGAUUGGAGAGAGAGGGAUUCAUUUCAGCUCCAGCCAGGAAACCAGCGGCAAGGCUCAACCUCCGCCGGACCACGGCAAUCCUGGCGAGGAAAAAGAGGCGGACAUGGUGAGCCUUAGAGACGGGGUUGUCUUGCCUGAUGUGGAGCAGUUCUGGCAGGACAGGGAGACUGGCUCGCACACGGAUGAAAACGAUCCGGUGCCGUGGGAGAACCAGACCCAAGAAGAGAAAAAAUAAUAACCAGCCAAUAUCCAACACACCUCUACCAACUGCUGCGACGUAAAUGACUGAUGUUCUGUCUUCUGUGUGUGCAAUAUUGUUCAAAGGUAAGACGUGUAAUCAGAGCGAGUGAGACCCACAAAUAGAGCAGCAGCAUCUGCAUAUGUGAUAACCUGUUGCAGUUUGUGAGGUAAUUAUUAGUACCUGUAAAUUAAAACUUUAUGAUAGGAUAAAAUAAUUUAUACAAACUUUCUUUCUACAUGGAUGAAGUACCAAAAACAAUGAAGUGUGUUUGCGAAUAAUUUCGACCUCGACUCAAGGCUCACGUGUAAAAUUCUUUCUUUAAUGAACUAAAUAUUUAAAUGUGCAUUGGUUGUUUUUAUGAUGAUUAGAAAGUGGUUUGCAUGCAACCGUCGAUGUGACAGUAAUUGGUCUCAGAUUUAUUUGCAACGUGUCUCUAAAUGGAAACUGUUUUCAAUAAAUACGCUGUGAAAAUGUG
Molecule: messenger RNA, 2287 nt
Organism: Xiphophorus hellerii (green swordtail)
Lineage: Eukaryota; Metazoa; Chordata; Actinopteri; Cyprinodontiformes; Poeciliidae
Gene: gpr151
Product: G protein-coupled receptor 151
Exons: 2
Coding region: 478-1806 (442 amino acids)
Biological process (GO): G protein-coupled receptor signaling pathway
Cellular component (GO): plasma membrane
Molecular function (GO): G protein-coupled receptor activity
Source: RefSeq, a predicted model, not a curated record